Molecule: messenger RNA, 1149 nt
Organism: Pelagomonas calceolata
Lineage: Eukaryota; Pelagophyceae; Pelagomonadales; Pelagomonadaceae
Source: the annotation of a GenBank genome assembly
AAACGCAAGAUGAUCCUCACAACAUGCGCCGCCUGCGCCGCCCCACUGGCCCACGACGCGCCGCGUUGCGUUAGAUGUAAGUUGCGCUACUGCAACGCCACUUGCCAACAUGACCACUGGCGCCGCGGCCACAAGCAGAUGUGUAAGAAAAUACACCGCGGCGGCAACGCGGAGCAAUACCACGCCGACAAAAAAUACAAGGAGGCCGUCGCGGAGGCCGUCGAGGCGUGCGCGGACGACACGAAGGGCCAGACGUGUUAUAUUUGCACGCAAGCCCUCCAUUGGAAAACGAAGGAGGGUCUCGUGCGCGGGUGCUCUUGCCGUGGGACGGCGGGCUUCGCGCACGUGUCGUGCCUGGCGGAGCAGGCGAAGAUUUUGAUGGACGAGGCCGAGGAGAACAAUUUGGAUGCCAAGGCGUUGAAUGAGAGGUUUGAACGGUGGUACACGUGUAGCCUGUGUGAGCAACGGUACCACGGCGUCGUAAUGAACGCACUCGGGUGGGCGUGCUGGAAGAAGUACGUGGGCCGGCCGGAGACGGACCAGCUUCGGCAAAUAGCGAUUUCGAUUCUUGGUAACGGUUUACAAAAUGCGGAACAAUACGAGGAGGCGUUGUCCGUGCAAGAGGCGGAGUUGUCUAUGCUGCGGCGACUUUGCGCAUCAGAACAGUCAUUGCUCGAUACUCAGAGCAAUCUUGCGAUUUCGUACCUUCAGCUUGAACGGCUCGAACAGGCCGUAAAUGCGUUUCGAGGUGUAUAUUCCGGACGUUUGAAGCUCGACGGCGAGGAACAUGAGAACACCCUCAUUGCGGCCAACAACUACGCGGACUCCCUUAAUGGUCUCAAGCGCUUCAAAGAAGCCAAAUCACUGUUGCGCAAAACGAUGCCCGUAGCACGACGCGUUCUCGGAGAGGGGAAUGAACACACGCUCAAGAUGAGGUGGGUUUACGCGCGGGCGCUCUACUCGGACCCCGACGCCACGCUCGACGAUGUCCGCGAGAGCGUGGAGACGCUCGAGGACGCUGAACGGAUCGCGCGGCGCGUGCUCGGCGGCGCGCACCCUAUUACAAAAGAAAUGGGGAACGACCUGGGAACUACGCGAGCCGUGCUCCUCCGCGCCUGCGAGACGCUGUCGCCGCCGGGGAGUGCCUAA